Messenger RNA from Gadus chalcogrammus (walleye pollock), 2361 nucleotides. RefSeq names its product solute carrier family 35 member A3b (gene slc35a3b). Bases 148 to 1284 code for a protein of 378 amino acids. Gene Ontology annotation, molecular function: UDP-galactose transmembrane transporter activity. Gene Ontology annotation, cellular component: Golgi membrane. Gene Ontology annotation, biological process: pyrimidine nucleotide-sugar transmembrane transport. The transcript has 8 exons. The record is from RefSeq and is a predicted model, not a curated record. NCBI's taxonomy places the organism in Eukaryota, Metazoa, Chordata, Actinopteri, Gadiformes, Gadidae.
UCUUUGCUGUGGCAUUCUAACAUGUGACGUGGUUCCUCGCCAACAUGGCCACCAGAUAAACUGGUUAGUGCUGUAGUUGGAGGAAAAGCGCUGCGAUAACUAAGAAGAUCACUGGCGGUUUCCCAUGCAACCAAGGCUAGGACCAACAUGUCUAAAGUAGAUAUGGAAACAGAUAGCUCAUUGGAAGUCUGCUGUAAUGAAACCACUAACAGCAGCAGCAGCAGCAAGGAACACCUUAUCCCCCCUGACUCCAAGGAGCCUUCGUCUUCCCGUUCCUCCAGCGCCUCCGCGGGCACCAUGACGUCGGCGUCUCAGUCCUCCAGGAUAAAGUACCUGUCGCUGGGCGUGCUGGUGGUGCAGACCACCUCGCUGGUACUCACCAUGCGCUACUCCCGCACCCUGCCGGAGGACGGCCCGCGCUACCUGAGCUCCUCGGCCGUGGUGUGUGCAGAGGGGCUGAAGAUCCUGGUCUGCUGCCUGCUGGUCCUCAAGGAGCACAACUUCAGCCUCCGGGGCUUCCAGCAGCUGCUGAAGGAGGAGAUUGUCCACAAGCCGCUGGACACGCUGAAGCUGGCCGUCCCUGCAGGGAUCUACACACUGCAGAACAACCUGCUGUACGUGGCCCUGUCCAACCUGGAUGCCGCCACCUACCAGGUAACCUACCAGCUGAAGAUCCUCACCACGGCGCUGUUCACUGUGUCUAUGCUGGGCAGGAGACUGGGCCUCUACCAGUGGCUGUCCCUGGUCAUCCUGAUGGCGGGCGUGGCACUAGUGCAGUGGCCCACCGAUUCUCCGGCGGAGAAGCUGUCGGCGGGCUCCCAGUUUGUGGGCGUGCUCGCGGUGCUCAUUGCCUGUGUGUCCAGCGGCUUCGCUGGCGUCUACUUCGAGAAAAUACUGAAGCACACCAAACAGAGCGUGUGGUUGCGCAACAUACAGCUAGGUGUGUUUAGCUUUGUCUUCGGCCUCUUCGGGAUGAUCCUCUACGAUGGAGCGAGGCUCGUGGAUGAUGGGAUGUUUCAAGGCUUCAACACUAUCACAUACACGGUGAUCUUCUUACAGGCUGUGGGCGGGUUGGUGGUCGCUGCUGUAAUUAAAUACGCAGACAACAUCCUUAAAGGUUUUGCCGGGUCGCUGUCGAUCCUCGCGUCCACAGUCAUCUCCUUCUUCUGGCUGGGGGACUUCGUCCCUACCAGCUUCUUCCUGGUCGGUGCAUUGCUGGUCAUCGCCGCCACCUUUCUCUACAGCCUUGAGCGUAAGCCAGCCCCUUCGCCUGUCAAAGUCUAGGUGUGGAUACUAGAAGAACCAAGUGCCUCCUUCACCUACUUCAUCAUCAGGGACAGUUUCUGCCCUCUGGUCCACAGUGGAACCGGGUGAAGAGCCAUGAUCAAGUGUCCCGUUGAGAUUGACCAGAUCUCCAAUAACCUGGUCCCAAUGGCAAUGGGACCAGCUAAUGUUACUGCUGACUUGCACAGAAGAAGAAGAAGGGGGGCGUAAUAAUGGCAUUAACUCUUUUUAAUAUUAUUGUGUCUUGAAGAAACUGAAAUUUGUAUUUGGGUACUGAAGGGAACUGUUCUGUUGUUUCACACACACGCAUGCAAACACGGCAUGGCACGCAUUGUUCAAUACUUGGAAAACAAAUCCAGCGUCUACCCAUGAACUGUUGCAACAAUGUGAAUGUUUUUUUAUAGGUUAAUAUAUUUAAAACCAUUUAUUCAUGUUUAGAGAAUUGAGGGUGUUUUUUUCUUGUACUUGUAAGGGUUCUGAUGGUAAUGUGUAUUUCCUACAGGGACAUGCAUAGAGAGCAAUUUUAUAAAUGAAGUUGUCGAAUGUGUUCUGUUACAAGUCGAUUUAUGCAGGGCUGGCAGCUCACUUAAAAUUUAAUGAAUUCAUUGAUAAAUGUCAGAAGCGCAUCACAUCCUCUCCUUUCACAUGCAUGCACAUACUGCCCUCAACCGCCAUCUCCGAAUGCCGGAGAGCAGGGAAUAUCCGUACUCGCCUCCACGGCAAGAGAUGGAAGUUGUAAGGACUAUUGAGAUGGGGACAUCAGGUACAGAAGGAGAGGUCACUCAGCCUAAUCCUGUUUAAAACAAGAUCCCGCUCUUGGAAAUUAAGUCCUUAGCGUUUUCUGUCAACUGGUAGCGCAUGGCAUUAAUACUGCCAGGGUUGAGGGUUUGAUUUUCAAAAAGGCCUCCCAGUCUAAGAAAACAUAUUCACUUACUUACAGUGAGACACUUUGGAUAAAAGCGCUGCGCUGUUUUUGUGUAUGAGCAGAGAGAACCGUUCCAGGGUAGCGGGCCACAGAUGGACAGGUGAGGGCUCCCCUGAGCAGGGCAGAUGGAGGCUGAGUCAUUGGACUCUAGG